Messenger RNA from Microcebus murinus (gray mouse lemur), 2926 nucleotides. It is a transcript of the gene DNAAF8, whose product is annotated as dynein axonemal assembly factor 8. Gene Ontology annotation, cellular component: dynein axonemal particle. The record is from RefSeq and is a predicted model, not a curated record. NCBI's taxonomy places the organism in Eukaryota, Metazoa, Chordata, Mammalia, Primates, Cheirogaleidae. Gene Ontology annotation, molecular function: dynein complex binding.
CCGGCGCCGUGGAAUUCGCCCGUCUGGCACCCCGAUCUUCCGGUCAGUUUGCCCAGCUCGCUGAGUGAUGCCCGCGGUAGCCAAUAAGCAGGGAUUUCUCUCCCUGUCCCGCCCCACUGGCAAGAGGAACCAAUCCUGUUGCAACAGAGGCAGGACGCGCCAAGUCCCGAAAGGGGAGCAGAAGAGAGGGCGGCCGGCGGCCCAGUAACGUCAUGUUCCGCUGACGGGGGUCUCAGGCGGUGACGGCCUCAGUAAUCGGCCCGAGUGACGCGCUGGAGGCUGUUUAUAGCCCGGCAGGACCGCGCGGGGAGUGGAGGCGGAGGCCCGCGGUGAGUGGCCUCGGGCCUGCCGCAGCUGUGGAGACAAACGUCAGGAGUCGGACGGGCCGGAGGAAAACAGAGACUGGGCGUGGGGGGCGAGGAAGGGCAGUAGGCUUUCCUGUCUCCCAGCUUUAGGUUUUAAAAGCACGACCCAGAAAGCCGUUGGCGUCUGGUUGCCAUAACAACCGGCUGCCUCCUGGCAGGCGGGGCGGGGCGGGGCGGGGCUAACGGGCCGCAGCUCGGACUGGACCGCGACCGCGACCCCGCCUGCUGGAUGAGCAGAGCUCCUCAACUUGGCCUUCAGGACCCGUCAUUGUCCAGCCCGUUUUCACCGCAGAUGCCAGCAACUGACACCUUCCUUCAAACGUGUCGGGCAUUUUUCACUCCUUUGAGCCAUUGUACACGCACUUCCCUCUGCUGGUCCGUGGCCCUCAGGCUGUAAAGGUUCUCCAGACAUUGGCUCUGCAUGCAGUCAGCCCACAUCCCACAAGCCCCCUGGCCCCUGAGGAACAGCACCAUCUGCUUUUAGACUCUGAGAUACAAAGGUGGGGGCUGGCGCAGUGCUUGGGUAUAAGGGGCCAAGGGUAUAAGGGCUCCCUGGAUGAUGGCGCACUGAGGAGGCAUCUGCGAGCCUAGGCCCUCAUGGCAUCCAAAGACAAAGAUGCAGCACCCUCACCUCGCUCUGCCUGGGCCUCCCAGGUGGGGCCCUGGGACGCCAUCCUCGAAGCUGUCAAAGACCAGCUCCCGUCUCUGGACUCAGACUCCUCCUUGUCCGACUGCGGGGAAGAGGAGCUGUUCAUCUUCCAGCGAAACCAAACCGCCCUGAUCCCAGACCUGUCGGAGGAGCUGGCUGAAGACCCUGCUGAGGGCGAUGAGUCCAGGACCUGGGUCACUGCAGCUGUAGGGUCCCCUCCUGAGCCAGCUCUGGUGCCUGUGGAAUUUGCCGCAGAACUUGGGAGCGGAUGGGAUGCAAGGACCAAGGAUCCAGCCUCUCGGGAAGGAAGGGGCCUUGGGCCUUUUGAGAGCAGUGGUGAGAUUGGCUCUCUUCUCAGGAUGGCCGAGGAGACCCCCAAGUGGCUGGAAGGCAACCUUGGAAACAUGUCCUUCAACAUCAGGGGAUCCCAGAGUCCUCCCUGGGGCCCGCAGGGAGAAGCCACCCUCUCCCUGCAGCAAGGAGACCUGAAGGCAGAGUCCACAAGUGCCACCUCACAAGGUGCUGUAGACCGCAGGGCCCUCCGCCGGGAGAGAAGGAAGUUGAUAGAGAAGGACAUACUCCACAGAGUGCCGUGGGGUGCCCAGGACCCCGCCGGCAGUGGCCACAGUGGGAUGAAGGAGCUGCCCUGCCACACCGCACAGUCGGCCCCCAGCCCGGGGAAGCCUCCAGAGGAGCCCCGUGCGGGACCACCGGUGCUGUCGCUCCAGCAACUUGAAGAAUGGGAUUUGGAUUACAUCCUUCAGAGUCUGGCGGGACAAGAAGACAACCAGGAAAAUCAUGCACCUGGAACCGAGUGUUGGGCAGCUGACCACUGCCAAGUCCAAGACCACACUGUGCCGAACACCCAGGAUAGGCUCAUGGAACAGCUGGCCCUCCUGUGUGCCACGCAGCCCAGAGCCCCUGCCCCUUCCCGGAACUUGCCUGCUGACACACCCCAGGACACCAAGGAGCAGCAGGCUGGAAGCAGAUGUGCUUCAAGGAAGCUGGGCUCCCAGGCUGAAUGGGGCUGGAAGCUGGCCGAGGGAAUGAGGCACCGUAUGGAGCCUCCCACCAUCUUCAUUGAUCUGCGGCAGAAGGAGCCACCAGCCCACCAUUUCCUGGAGAGCUCCAGCUCCAGCUCCUCAGACAGUGAGGAGGAGGAGGAGGAGGCGCUAGCAGCUUUGGGAGACCAGAGUGGCCCAGCAGAGCAGGCAGCUCCUUUCUCCCAGGACCCACGGAGCUGCACUGGCAAGAGUCAGCUGCUUCAGCAGCUGAGGGCCUUUCAGAAGGGGGCGGCCCAGACCCAACUGCCCACCAGCGAGGGCCCCAGCAGCCAGAGGGCUCAGGCCCAGGCAGACUCGGCUGGAACAGGAACCGGGAGGAAGCAGCGCGUAAAGCUCUGGGCUGAGGGGCACAGUGGCCAGGCCAGGCUCCCAGGAGGAAGCCCCCAGGCCCUAGCGGAUGCUCUCGGGCAAGGAGCAGCCGGGGAGGCCCUGGUACCUCCUCUGGGCAGACCGUAGAUGCCUCAGCGAGCAGCUGCAGCGGUCUGGCUCUUCAUCCAAGCUGGACCCUGGCGGUCCCCUGGGUCUCCAUUGCGUCCACUGGCCGGUGCCAUUGAGAGACAGGGCCCCUCAGACUGUGGGCCACUCCCAGCCCCUGGCAGAACUCAGCCUCGCACUUACAAGCAAGGAUCCAAAUGCAGAUUUGCACAUAAAGCAGGACACCACCACCAGGAGACACGGUGGCCUGACCUCAGUGCGACCAGAGGGACAGCAGUGCUUCUCUUGGGGCCGCAGGCUUCUCACCUUUGGCCAUUUCUGCAUGUUUUCUCUUUAAGAGCAUCUAUUAUUUCCAUCAUAUGAGGUCUUUUUAAAAAUAAAACAUAUUUAGAGAAUUUCAGGGUUGAAAAAGA